AUGUCUUCGUACGACGGGUCGCGCUCGGCGCGUCAAUCGAAACGCUACUCCAUGUCUGCGCUGUACAUGUCCAUGUCAGCACACGACGGCGAUCUCCAGAUUGAAGAUGAACUGGCCAAAGCUCAAAAGACGCUCCGUGAACUGAAAUCCAAGAUCUCGUCUCAGUCCAAGAAGAACUUUGUUUUGGAGAAGGAUGUGCGAUACCUUGACUCGCGCAUUGCCUUGUUGAUUCAGAACCGCAUGGCGUUGGAGGAGCAGAACGAAGUCGCGAGCCACUUGGAGGACGCCACCGACAUGCAGGAGGGCUUCUUCCCUAACGACGACAAAACCCAGAAAUACGGCAACCUCAUGUUCCUCCUACAAACCGAGCCGCGACACAUUGCGCAUCUGUGCAGACUGGUUUCGAUGGCGGAGAUUGACUCCCUUCUUCAGACUGUCAUGUUCACGAUUUACGGAAACCAAUACGAGAGCCGCGAGGAGCACUUGCUGCUCACCAUGUUUCAAUCCGUCCUGACAUACCAAUUCGACACGACUGCCGAUUUCAACUCGCUUCUCCGAGCCAACACGCCGGUAUCACGCAUGAUGACGACUUACACCCGGCGAGGCCCCGGCCAGAGCUUCCUCAAGUCUGUGCUCGCCGAUCGAAUCGAUAGCUUGAUCCAGCUGCGGGAUUUGGAUCUGGAAAUUAAUCCUCUGAAGGUCUAUGAGCGCAUGAUUGAGCAGAUUGAGGAGGACACUGGCAAGCCUCCGCCUAAUUUACCCAAAGGCAUCACCGCGGAGCAGGCUGCCGAAAAUGCGCAGGUACAAGCCAUCAUCGAGCCUAGAUUGACAAUGCUUACCGAAAUCGCCAAUGGGUUCCUGAACACCAUCAUCGAGGGAUUGGAGGUGGCCCCGUACGGUAUCCGCUGGAUCUGCAAGCAAAUCAGGAGUUUGACGAAGCGCAAGUAUCCUGAUGCGAAUGACCAGGUGAUCUGCACGCUCAUUGGGGGUUUCUUCUUUCUACGCUUCAUCAACCCAGCCAUCGUUACGCCCAAAUCAUACAUGCUUAUCGACGGAACACCAGCCGAGCGCCCGCGACGUACGCUCACCUACAUCGCCAAGAUGCUGCAGAACUUGGCUAACAAGCCCUCAUACGCAAAGGAACCCUACAUGGCCAAGCUGCAACCUUUUGUCCAAUCGAACAAGGAUCGCAUCAACAAAUUUUUGCUUGAGCUGUGUGAGGUGCAGGACUUUUAUGAAAGCCUCGAAAUGGACAACUACGUGGCGUUGUCGAAGAAGGAUCUGGAACUGGACAUUACGUUAAACGAGAUAUACACCAUGCAUGGCCUGAUCGAGAAGCACCAAGGCGAGAUUUGCAAAGACGAGAACUCGCACCUGGCCAUCAUCAUGUCGGAACUCGGGGUGGCCCCAGCACAAGUCCCACGAAAGGAGAACAAGGUCAUCAACCUACCGCUCUUCAGCCGCUGGGAGACGGCCAUUGAUACGCUGACGGCGGCAUUGGACAUUACGCAAGAAGAAGUCUUCUUUAUGGAAGCCAAAUCUAUCUUCGUCCAGAUCAUGCGGUCUAUUCCUCCCGCUAGUCCGGUGGCCCGACGUCCCCUACGACUGGAGCGGAUUGCCGAUGCGGCUGCCACGAGCCGGAAUGAUGCGGUGAUGGUGCGAAAAGGCAUUCGAGCGAUGGAGCUCCUGUCACAGCUUCAGGAGCUCGGCGUUAUCGACAAAAGCGAUCAGUUCGGCCUGCUUAGGGACGAGGUCGAGCAGGAGCUCCAUCACCUAGGCUCGCUCAAAGAAGGCGUCAUUGCGGAGUCAGCCAAACUCGAAGAGGUGUACAAAACCAUUCGUGAUCACAACACGUACUUGGUCGGCCAACUAGAGACCUACAAGAGCUACCUGCACAAUGUCCGCUCGCAAAGCGAGGGCACCAAGAGGAAGCAGCAGAAGCAGCAGAUCCUCGGCCCAUACAAGUUCACCCACCAGCAGCUGGAGAAGGAGGGUGUGAUUCAGAAGAGCAAUGUGCCGGAUAACAGACGGGCCAACAUUUACUUCAACUUUACGAGCCCACUGCCUGGGACGUUUGUCAUUUCACUACACUACAAGGGCCGCAACCGAGGUCUUUUAGAGCUCGACCUUAAGCUGGACGACCUCCUGGAGAUGCAGAAGGAUAACCAGGAUGAGCUGGAUCUCGAAUAUGUCCAGUUCAACGUGCCCAAGGUUCUUGCCCUGCUCAACAAGCGGUUCGCGAGGAAGAAGGGGUGGUAG
Molecule: messenger RNA, 2259 nt
Organism: Emericellopsis cladophorae
Lineage: Eukaryota; Fungi; Ascomycota; Sordariomycetes; Hypocreales; Bionectriaceae
Product: Ras GTPase-activating-like protein IQGAP2/3
Exons: 3
Coding region: 1-2259 (752 amino acids)
Biological process (GO): regulation of GTPase activity; regulation of actin cytoskeleton organization
Cellular component (GO): cell cortex
Molecular function (GO): GTPase activator activity; protein binding
Source: RefSeq, a predicted model, not a curated record